AUGAGCGAUGUAAUGGUAUCAGUCCCUACACACCCGAGCACCUCCGCCCCUUCUAUCCUGGCUUCCAAUUCCACCCUCAACCCUAACAUUAACGGCAAUGGCUAUCAAGACGCGCUAGACAAGCUACAGCCCCUGCAGCCCAUCCUCCGGGGCUUCAACCACCGCAACCGGAACCAGCACCGACGCGCCGUCUGGUGGGCUCCCUUCGGCAUGCUGCGGCGUCACGUCGAGAGGGUUGUUGACGAGCUACUCGAGGCCGCCGAUGCUGUUGCUGCCGCCGCCAAGUCAAAGAACAAGAAGCGGCGGCGCGAUGAUGAUGAUGAUGGCGGCAGCAACGUCGUGGAAAGGAAGGUAAGGGGUCACGUGGAGUGGUUAAGAGACAUCUUAAUUCCAAAGUGUUACUUGGCGUUCUCGCAACUAACAGCGGACAACCAAUUCGCAACGCUAGGCGUAGUGCUUCUCAGCGCGUUAGCCCAAGUCAACGCCGCCUGCAUACAUCUAGUAGGCGAAGCAGCGGAAGUAAGCCAUGACGAAACUAGCAUAUCUACUGUAGACAAGCCGGUAGAUAGCAGUGUCGCCGUGGCACGUAUAAAAGAACCCAGCGUCUUAGGAGCUAAGGAGCCGUCCUCCCGGCCCAUCUUGACCGAGACGUCCGGCGAGCGCGGGGGCUCGGUAAUCUCGCGGGACGAGGUCGCGCGGGCCGAGAAGCUACGGAGGAAGAACGUAAUGGUCGGAUCUUCUGAUAUACCUAGUAAUGCGAAGCGGGGUCAUGACCACGGCAAUGACGUUAGAGCUGUAAAGAAACAGCAGGAUACAUCUUCAAAGACGAAGACCAAAGAGAGUGUGAAACCCGCGAAGAAAAAGAAGACCAAGAAAGGUGGCGACGAGUUCGAUGAUCUAUUCAAGGGCCUAUUUUAA
Daldinia childiae is the source of this 918-nucleotide messenger RNA. RefSeq lists its product as uncharacterized. The transcript has 2 exons. Gene Ontology annotation, molecular function: rRNA primary transcript binding. Gene Ontology annotation, biological process: maturation of 5.8S rRNA from tricistronic rRNA transcript (SSU-rRNA, 5.8S rRNA, LSU-rRNA); nuclear-transcribed mRNA catabolic process, RNase MRP-dependent. Gene Ontology annotation, cellular component: ribonuclease MRP complex. The record is from RefSeq and is a predicted model, not a curated record. Bases 1 to 918 code for a protein of 305 amino acids. Lineage: Eukaryota; Fungi; Ascomycota; Sordariomycetes; Xylariales; Hypoxylaceae.